GUGACUUGGGAAUCAUCUUUCUGACAGAAUCCCGGGGCUACGUGGAGACCAUGAGCCACGGCACCACGUCUCCUGAUGAUGAUCUCUUCCGGACAGAUGCAUCGGGGGUCUCCACCUGCCAAGGGCCGUUCGGACCGGUGCGCUCUGUCAACUCGGGGAGUCCCCUCCUUUCACGGACAGAGAGCCCAUCUUCCCUGAUUCAGCAGUCCUCCCUCACUCGCUUCACACCUCCCUACCCCGGCACAUCCGAGCUGUCGCCCCCCGCCCCCAACUGCCACAGUUCUCCCCGGGGCACCCUGCACGGUCAGGGAAGGGGCCUGAAUCAGGCAGAUGCCACAGACCUGCCCUCGCUGCUCGGGAACGGGAGCCUGGAGAGGAGCCUGCUGGAGGCCAUGGAGGGCCUGGGUGGGAUGCAGCCCCCCCUGCCAGAGAAGCGCCGCAUCUCAGAGGGGGAGCACUCCCUGGGCUCCGGCUCCCCCGCUCUCAGUGGCUUCUCCAGCCCCCACAGUGGCAGCACCAUCAGCAUCCCUUUCCCCAGUGUGCUCCCGGACUUCUCCAGCCGGGCUGUGGCCACCUCCUCGCCGCUCCCAGACUUGCCGGCCAGUAAGCCGAUGACAGUGAAGUUUGUGCAGGACACUUCAAAGUUCUGGUACAAGCCAGACAUCUCGCGGGACCAAG
Paramormyrops kingsleyae is the source of this 678-nucleotide messenger RNA. The record is from RefSeq and is a predicted model, not a curated record. Lineage: Eukaryota; Metazoa; Chordata; Actinopteri; Osteoglossiformes; Mormyridae.